Contarinia nasturtii (swede midge) is the source of this 1294-nucleotide messenger RNA. It is a transcript of the gene Pcmt, whose product is annotated as protein-L-isoaspartate(D-aspartate) O-methyltransferase. Gene Ontology annotation, molecular function: protein-L-isoaspartate (D-aspartate) O-methyltransferase activity. Lineage: Eukaryota; Metazoa; Arthropoda; Insecta; Diptera; Cecidomyiidae. The transcript is spliced from 6 exons. Gene Ontology annotation, biological process: protein modification process. The coding region runs from base 79 to 858 and encodes 259 amino acids. The record is from RefSeq and is a predicted model, not a curated record. Gene Ontology annotation, cellular component: cytoplasm.
UAGCUGUCUCUGUCUUUGUUAUUAUUGCGUUCAGCUGAUUCAAUGCGUAUUUUAUAAAACCAAGUGAAUAGUUUUGCUAUGGUCAAGAUCUUGCUUCGUCUCACGAAGGAAACUAUUUGUCUUUUGAGAAAUUCGCAUAAUUUUUAUCCAUUCCAAAUGGCUUGGAGAUCAUCUGGAACCAAUAAUGCUGAUUUAAUGAAUCAACUCGAAGUGUUUGACGUGAUUAAAACGCGAAAAGUGAAGGAAUUAAUGACAGAAACGGAUCGAAAAUACUAUUGCCCAAAAACACCAUACGUGGACGCACCACAGAGUAUUGGCAAUGGUGUAACCAUAAGUGCACCGCAUAUGCACGCAUACGCUUUGGAGUAUCUGAUUGAAAAGUUCAAAUAUGGUGGCAGAGCAUUGGAUGUAGGUUCGGGCUCAGGAUACUUAACAGCUUGUUUGGCGAGAGCGAAUCGAAAAGCAGUUGAAAGCAAGACGAACGGUAAAAAAAUUGUCAUUGGAAUCGAGCAUCAAGCACCAUUAGUUGAGUUGUCGAUUAAAAAUAUUAACGCUGACGAUCCUACUUUUAUCAAGAAUGGCGAACUAAUUAUUGUCGAGGGCGAUGGAAGAAAUGGUUACGAGGAAUUCGCACCGUAUGACAUUAUUCAUGUGGGUGCUGCGGCUCCAAAGACUCCUGAAAAUCUGUUGAAUCAAUUGAAGAAUGGAGGUCGCUUAAUAAGCCCCGUUGGACCACAGCCGGAUGGAUCACAAUAUUUGGAGAUGUAUGAUAAAAAUGAGAGAGGCGAAGUGAGUCGUACACGGUUGAUGUCCGUGGUUUAUGUCCCGCUGACCGAUUUGAAUGGAACAUCGCGAUGACUUCAAAACUGUUGUACAAUAGUCUGAGUAGAUUUAUUUUUUUUUGUUUAAAGACAAACUGAUUUCGUUUAUUUAAUGACCAUUUCGUUCAAAGACAAACAAAUCUAUUAUUCUGUUACAACUUACAAACCGCUCUACUACCUAAGUUUCAAUACUAUUGUGUUCUUGCUCUCGAGAGAUCUCUUUUCAGUUUUUAAAAGACAUCAGACAUUUGUACAAUCCAUCCCAGCUAUCGAAAAUGACUACUAAUGCAUUUGUAGUGUAGCUUAAACCACGGAUCCUUUAGAUUUCUGCUAGUUUUAGUACAUAUAUGUUUUUUUAAACAAAUCUGUUGUUUAUGGCAUUUUUGUUAUUUUAAGAUGAAAUCCUGUACUUGUUUUCAAUUAAACAAGAAUUUAUAUUUAUUUCCAAUAAACUGAAUGUUUUGCCGAUUAAA